GUUUUAAACAAAAUUUGUGAUUUAAUUAAAUCAAAGAAAAGAAAAGGAGAAUUACCGAUCCUUAAUGGAGUGGUUUGGAAACCGAUUUUUAUGGGAGUUUUAUAACCACGUGUCAGCAUCUCGUUUUUUUUUUUUUUUUUCCUUUUUCUUUUGUCUCUUCCUUUCUUUUUCUCACGGUUUCUCGAGCUCUUGCAUUCUACCUCAGAGGAGAAGAAUCCAGACCAACGACGGACGAGGACUGUGUCGGUCCAAUCGACGUCUCCUCCGUCUUCUCCGUCAGAAGAAGGAGCGGAACUCACCGCCGACUCUCUCGGUGCUCACCGCAUCUCCUCCGUCUUCUCUCAUCUACGCCGUCAGAAGAAGGAUCGAAAUCCACCACCAAUCGACGAAUCUCUCGGUAUUGAUGGCGUUUCCUCCGACUUGUCUCGUCUUCCACCUAUUCGACAACUCUCUCGGUCAUCACGGCGUCUCGUCCGUCGGUUCUCGUCUUCUCCGACGUGCGACGACUCUAUCAGUCCUCCUGGCGUCUCCUCCUCCGGCAGGCAAUGUCUUCAGUUUGGAGAUCAGCUUCUGAAGUCAUCUGUAUUGGUGAUCUGAGGUGGAGGGAUUGGUUCACCUGCAUUAUUGUAUCAUGAAGCUUGUGGUGUGGUAUGGUUACAGACUUAUCGAUCAUAAUGUUGUUGAACUCAACAAUGUGCAUAGGCAGAUAAUCACUAUUCGGAAGGAACAUGAGGUUAGGAAGUUGAAUCUCAAAGCCAAGCACGAGGAGAAAAUGCGACAAGCUCAGAUUCAGUUCUUGUGGCUACUCUCAGCCAGUCUCAUCUCAUCUCUUUUAUUAUGUUACUCGGUUUAUUAACUUAAUUGGCUGAUCCAAGAAAGUUUGUGUAACCUUUUAUUAUGUUACUCGGUUUACACAACAUCUUCAUCUUCCAACAACAUGUAUGUUUCAAGUUUCAUUAUGUAUGUUUCAAGUUUAUGUGAUCUGUUCUGUGUGAAAUGUGAGACAAAGAAACUCAAGUUUAUGCAAAGCAAGAGAAGUCACGAGUUUUUGUUCUUGUAUAAUUAUGUAAAUGCUUGUCCUUGUGUUCUCUAUCUCAUGUUCUUGUCUUGGUAUUUCAGGUCCAAAAGAGUGUUCUUGUCUUCUAAGAAUGGCAUUGACAUUGGCAUUGAGACGAUCAAGUAAGGUUUUCUUGUUUAUGUUUCUUCCUCUUGACCAGGCGGCGAUGGCGACUGUGACUUUUUCUGCGACAUGAAGAUUGGAUCGAUCAAUGUUGUUUUGGGAAUAUUGGAGGCUCAGAUUGAUGAGGAAAUUGGAUUUUAUGGCUCUACUGAGGAGUUUGGAUUGAAAUCACAAGGGGGAAUAAUGUUUUUUGGGCACAAAAGGACAGGAUCCGAUUGGACUUUUCUGAUGAAGACGAAUCAUGGCAUAAGGAAGGAGGGGUUCCUCGGUUGAUUGUGAUUGUGCCAGAUCUAUGGAUAAGGAAAGGGGAGACGAAUAGAGGGCUCCAAAAUUUAGACAAGGAAGGUGGUGGAAAAGUUUAUGGCCAGUUUGAUUUGAUAGAUCUCUCAAGGUACGCUUGGUUUGAGCUGGGAAAAAGGAUUUUUUUGAAUCAGAUCUCAUAUUUUCUCUAGUGAUUGAAUAGGGUAUUAUUCUGCAAAAUCUUGAUCGAUUCAGUAUUAGAAAGGAGAUACGGACUUUGUUCAUAUAUGUUUAUGUGUUUUGCUUUUUGGAAUUUUUCUGGAUUCCCAAUUAGUUAUACUCUUUACCAUUUUGAGUUUAGAGGAAUCUGGAUUGGGAAUUUUGAAGAUAUAACAUAUCAGAAGGGGGAUAUUAGUACUAUUGUACAGAUAAUAGAGAAUAUUCUCAUAUCCAGUAAUUUAUGCGGAAGGAUAUCUGUUUCUAUUUUAAAGAUUUCAUUGGAAGUCGUUAUGAUUGUGUUUCAAGGCAUAUAUAUACUAGAGAAUGCGUGUUAUGUUUUCAUCAUUCUCAGUUUCUCAGCUUGCUCUGUUUACAAUCCGAUAUCAGAUUCUCAUUUUUCUUUUCUCUCUAUUUUUGGAGAAUUAUGACUCAGGGGCAGUGGAUGGUUAAGUCUGGUGGUAAAAAGGUGCAGGCCCCAAGUAUGGGAUUGAAGAUCUCGAUCCCAAAGUUUGAUAAUUCAGUUCUCAUUACUGAAUACUCAAAAACGUUGAUUGGGAGAUGCAUGAAUCCUUUCAAGCAGGAGAUGAAUGCGCUACUGUUCCAUCUACCAAAGAUCUGGAAUGUCGAUGAGAGAGUGGUGGGCGCGGAUCUGGGCCUAGGACGCUUUCAGUUCGAUUUUGACCAGGAGGAAGACAUUGUUGAGGUGAUGAAGAAGGAGCCCUUUCACUUUGAUAACUGGAUGCUGUCUGUUGUUCGUUGGGAACCGGUGAUGGAGGAGAACUAUCCUUCCAAGAUAACAUUUUGGGUGCGUGUCAUUGGUGUCCCUCUGCACUUUUGGGCUGUACCAACUUUCAAAAGCAUAGGCGAGGCACUGGGGGAGGUCCGAGGAGAUGAUGAUAUUGACAUAGAUGAAGGGAAGGUUCGGGUGAUCAUUGACGCUAUCAAGCCUCUGGUCUUUUUGGUUACUGCAGAGUUCCACAGUGGUGAUGAGUCAACCAUCGCUUUAAGGUACGAGAAACUGCACGGGUUUUGUCGAAUCUGUUCGAGUUUGUGGCAUGAUCAGUUUCCUUGUCCGACGGUGAAGAAGAGUACUGACGAGGAGACUGAGGUGCAACCUCCAAAACCGGAGCAGGACCCAGCCAUGUUAAGCUACAAGGGAGCAGUGGAGUCACAAGGAAGAGAGCUUGGUGGUGAUGCGAAUGGGAAUAACCGAAGGCUAGGCCAUCAAGUCCCGAGAAAUAGGGACUACAAGGGCAAGGGUAUUGCUUUUGAUAACAGCAAAUAUGAGGGCAAUAGUAAGUCGGGGUUUAAGAGGUCGUACAGAGAUCAAGACACGGGCUACUUAAGGAAUCUGAGGCAGACUGGGAGGUUCCCACAAUCAGAGGCUCCAAUGAGGUACGCUAUCGAUACACGGGGUUUAAAAAACAUCAACACUCAAGAGAUGGGGCAAAACUUGGACGAGCAACAAAAGCUUAUGCUAGAUGCCUUUAGGAGCGGCAAGAGUGAAGAGACAAACCAGAUAUCAGACUCCACGGCUCGUAAGGCUCUCAGCUUUGAAGGAAACAUCUCCGGAACUGCUAUGGAAGGAUUGGGUGGUACAGAUGUUGCGAGUGGUAUAGCGGGUGCAAGUGUGGGAGAGGAGGACCCUAAGGCAUUGAAGGAGAAACUCCUCCCUGAAAGACAUGGUGCUGAUAAAGCAGAUGGAUCUUAAUAAAGAGGAGAGUGAGGGAGAGAAGAUUGAGGAGAUGGAGGGUCUGUCUGAAGAAAUAGAUUCAGAGUUAACUGGUGAUGUAGCGCUUACUGAGACAGGGGAGCAGGAUGGCUCAGAGCAUGUGGGUGAUGAGGUUUUUGCAGAGGCUGAUUUCGAUGUGGAGGAGGAUGAUCAACUGAUGGAGACAGAAACCCAGGAGGUCUUGAUUGAGUCUGAAGGCAAGGAACGUGGACGUGCUAAUAAGAAGAAGCAGGGGAAAGUUAAUGGAGCUGCUAUGGGAGGCUCUCUUAAGAAGAGAUUGGUGCAGAGUGUCGUCUCCCCAAGGAAGAAGCAUACUGUUAAGAAGGGCAGCAAGGUGGGGGAGAAGGAUGCACUACCCCCAGAGAAGGCUCCGGUUAAGCAUGUUCCUGAUCAGAACUAAAGUGUUUUUAAGGUCUUAACAUUUAAUGAAUAAGUGUUGGGAAAGAGUUAGUAAUUCCCAUGAUUUUAUUGUUGUGUCAUUUUUGUUUCCUUGUUAUGAUUUUCCUCUGAAGUCUUCAGGGUGUUGGAAUAAUAAAUUGGAUUUAUCUUCA
This is a messenger RNA of Brassica napus (rape), 3922 nucleotides long. RefSeq lists its product as uncharacterized. NCBI's taxonomy places the organism in Eukaryota, Viridiplantae, Streptophyta, Magnoliopsida, Brassicales, Brassicaceae. The coding region runs from base 1881 to 3350 and encodes 489 amino acids. The record is from RefSeq and is a predicted model, not a curated record. The transcript is spliced from 4 exons.